AUGUGGGCGACUCGUGUGUCUAUUUUGGAUAAAAUAAUGGAUAUUGGAGAUGUUGGAGAGGGAGGGGGGUGGUGGUUGAGGUCUAAAGUGUGGAAAAAGUCGGUUAGUCUUGCAUUUGUAUGGCAGCUGCCUUCGGAAGCAACAACUGUCGUGCGGAACAACUCAAGAACAACUCAAAACAAACUUGUGUUCCUAAACGACGAGCCACACGCCCAUGUAGAAGGCGCAGAUACCGUCUUGCCAUUCUCCGGGCAUAUGGGCAUACUCAGCCCAC
Messenger RNA from Acaulospora colombiana, 274 nucleotides. Lineage: Eukaryota; Fungi; Glomeromycota; Glomeromycetes; Diversisporales; Acaulosporaceae. The record is from the annotation of a GenBank genome assembly.